This is a messenger RNA of Corylus avellana, 1651 nucleotides long. RefSeq names its product histone-lysine N-methyltransferase ASHH3 (gene ASHH3). The record is from RefSeq and is a predicted model, not a curated record. NCBI's taxonomy places the organism in Eukaryota, Viridiplantae, Streptophyta, Magnoliopsida, Fagales, Betulaceae. Gene Ontology annotation, molecular function: histone methyltransferase activity; protein binding. Gene Ontology annotation, cellular component: nucleus.
UAGAAGGAAAAGGAAGUGGGGGGUUAAAGAAAGGAAACGGGCGCGCCUAGGUUUUUAUCAGCGCUCUGAAUGGGUAGUUUAUCUCGGAUCGGGUUGGCCGCUACUGGAGACUGCUGUGCCACUCGCGGUUAGCGGUUUUCAUUCUCUCGGGCCUUUAUUUCGCUGCUGCUUGAUGCCAUGCCUGCUACAAAGAAGAAUCCUGAGCACAAUCGCGUUGGGAUUGUAUUCAACAAGUUGAUGAAGCAGAUUGAAAGUCCUGUUGAUUUCGAGCUUCCGGAUUGGUUUAACAAAUGGAAGCCUACGCCCUACACCUUUAUAAAGCGCAAUAUAUAUCUCACGAAAAGGAUUAAAAGACGCCUCGAGGAUGAUGGAAUAUUCUGUUCCUGUUGUCUUUCACCUGGAUCUUCUGGUGUGUGUGAUAGAGAUUGCCAUUGCGGGAUGCUUCUAUCUAGCUGCUCCUCUGGCUGUAAAUGUGGGAGUUCAUGCCUCAACAAACCAUUCCAGAGCCGACCUGUGAAGAAGAUGAAACUGGUGAAGACUGAGAAAUGCGGUUCUGGAAUUGUGGCAGAUGAAGAUAUCAAACAAGGAGAGUUUGUAAUAGAAUAUGUGGGAGAAGUUAUUGAUGACAAAACAUGUGAGGAAAGGCUCUGGAAUAUGAAACACCGUGGAGAGACAAACUUUUACUUGUGUGAAAUUAAUCGAGAUAUGGUAAUUGAUGCGACAUACAAGGGAAACAAGUCAAGAUAUAUAAACCAUAGUUGUUGUCCAAAUACUGAGAUGCAAAAAUGGAUAAUUGAUGGGGAAACAAGGAUUGGCAUAUUUGCAACUCGCUGCAUAAAAAAGGGGGAGCAUCUGACCUAUGAUUAUCAGUUUGUUCAGUUUGGUGCAGAUCAAGAUUGCCAUUGUGGUGCUACUGACUGCAGGCGGAAGCUGGGCGUCAGACCUGCCAAGCCUAAGAUGUCUUCAGAUGCCGCAUUGAAACUAGUAGCAUAUCAGGUGGCUGUGUCAUCUCCCAAAUUGAAAGCAAUUCUGUCUGGAAAGGAUUUCUGCAAGCCACUGACUAACUAUUGGAUAUUUGUCUGGAAGGUUUAUCAGAAUGGAGGUUUACAUGUAGGGAGUUCACAUGUUCGUAAUGAACCAAAAGCUUUCUCCCGUAAUUGCAUUGGUGAAGUUAUUCGGAUAACCCGCCCCAUGAAUGAGAGGUCCUUUGGGAUUAUCAAACGUUUUGAUAAAUUUUCCAAAAAACACUCGAUCAUGUUUGAAGAUGGUGCUGUCGAAUUUCUUGACAUGACAAAAGAAGAUUGGGAAUUAGCAAUGUUGUGAUUUUAGUGUGGGGAUUUUGUUGAAGCAAAGAUCGCACCGAUGGUCAUAAGCAAUUGUAACAUGUUUCACUGUACUAGAGCAUCGUCUCUGUUGUCUCUCAUAAAACAAGGAUCCAUCUGCCUUGCGCAUGACUCACAAGAAUGCAAAAUACCAAAUGAAUGAACCCUAGUUGUGCACUCAUAAAAUAAGCAAUUCAUCGUUCCUUGCAUGGAGUUCACCCAGAAUGUUGUACCAUUUUUUCUUAACCUAAUAAGGAGUUUGUAAACUGAUUCCAUUGAUGUUAAAGAUAUUUUUGUAAGGGGAAACUAGUAGGGUCCCCUCUUGGAUA